This is a messenger RNA of Rhodamnia argentea, 822 nucleotides long. RefSeq lists its product as uncharacterized. Lineage: Eukaryota; Viridiplantae; Streptophyta; Magnoliopsida; Myrtales; Myrtaceae. The transcript has a single exon. The record is from RefSeq and is a predicted model, not a curated record. Bases 16 to 609 code for a protein of 197 amino acids.
UGCUCUCGGCAUUUAAUGCGACUCAACUGCCUCUGCGAGCUCAACCUCAAGGUAAAAUCCUUCAUCCCCACGAAUCCAACUUCUGCAAGUGAUCCAUCCUCUCCAGCUAGCGACAUUUCAACCCCCGUCUCCCUCCCUCCCUCUCUGUUUCUCAUGGCCUCCGCCGCCAAAUUCCCAUACCAGAGACUGAAAACAGAGGGCGACGGCGACGGCGACGGCGAUGCCGGGGGCCUCGUCCUCGACGGCCACGUCUUCGAGAGAUACAGGGCGAUCGUGAGGUCCAAGCUGUGGUACGCGAGGCUCAAGAGGGUCGGUGUCAAGAGGAGGUUCAAGCUCCGGGUCCCCGGGUUGAGGAGGCUCCUGAGGAGGCGGGCGAGGCUAGUGAGGGCGGCCAGGGUCUCGUGCGCCAAGGUGCUGAGGAGGCUGAAGGAGAGCCAGUCGCACUUCGGCGACCUCUUCGCCGGCAACUACCUGUUCCUCCAGGUGAACCCGACGCCGGUGAAGAAGCACUUGGAGCGAUCCGCCGCCGGCGAACGAGGUCGUGCGUACGGCGUCGGAGGCCAUGGAUCGUCUCCGAAGGUCUCCGUCCAGAGAUUCGCUCGUUAUUGAGUAGAAACCUUUUCAUGCUUCCGGAAAUAAUCGUCGCUGGUUUGUUUUCCAUCGCGUAGGGUCUCUAGCCCAUUUGUUCGUGCAAAAAAGGGUCCAAAUCAAAUGUGAUCCGACCCGAAAAUUUUAAUAUUGGAUCGAUUUCCCAACGGCAAUGCCAAACCUUCGUCAACUCUGUAGAUGGAUAUAUUACAGCAGAUAAAUUUGUCGUCCUUA